CUUCUCUCUGUCGUCAGUUAUGGAAGACGAAAACCAGAGAUUUUCGAGGCUGCUUACUGCUCAUCUUGAUAAAGUUAAACAACAGGUUAAGAAGUUAAUGGAGGCUGCUUGUGCAGGGGAUAUUAAGCUUUUCAAGAAAUUGGCAAAGGGACUGGAUCGUGGGAAAGGGUUGGCCGCUACGGUGGCGUCUGUGAAGGAUGGUAAAGAACGAGGGGCAUUGAGCUUUGCCGCUACGGAAGGACAACUUAAGAUGUGCAAGUACUUGGUGGAGGAGUUGAAGAUUGAUGUCAAUGAUAGAGAUAAAGAAGGUCAGACUCCUGUUCUUUGUGCUGCUAGGGAAGGACACACUGCUACUGUCCAGUACCUCAUAGAAAAGGGUGCAGAUCCUGCAACACCCAGCACCUCAGGGGCAGCUUUGCAUAAUGCUGCAGGAAAUGGACAUAUUGAAUUGGUUAAAUUGUUACUGUCGAAGGGUGUAGACGUUGAUUUGCAAAGUGAUGCUGGAACACCACUUAUGUGGGCUGCAGGUCUCGGCCAAGAAGAUGCUGUUAAGGUUUUGCUUGAACACCAUGCUAAUUUUGAUGCUCAAACAGGAGAUGAUAAUAUGUGUCCUCUGGGAUCAGCUGUGGCAGCCAAUUCAUUGCCUUGCGUGGAGCUGUUAGUAAAGGCAGGGGCUAAUGUCAAUGUUAAGACUGGUGAAGCAACAAGGUAUGGUGAAACAACUCCUUUGCUCAUUGCUGCUCAUAAUGGUAAUGCAGAAAUUGUUAACUGCUUACUACAAGCUGGAGCUGAUCCUAAUGCUGCUGAUGAGGAUGGUAAUAAGCCAAUACAUGUUGCAGCUACAAGAGGCAAUCGGGCAGCUGUUGAAGCUUUAUUGGCCGUCACACCACAGAUUCAGAGUGUUCCUGAAUGGAGUGUGGAUGGAGUCAUUGAGUUUAUGCAAUCUGAUUAUAGGAGAAAACAGGAAAGUACAGAAGCUGGGGAGGAAGCAAACUAUGGCGCUAAUCUAAGAUGCCUACUUACGAGGCUGGAGGAUGAAUUCAAGGGAUUGAAGCAAGAACGUAUUAUUCCAAAGAAAGAUUUGCCUGAGGUGACUCCUGAAGCAAAGAAGAAAGCUGCAGAUGCAAAGGCGAAGGGAGACGAGGCAUUUAAGAGGAAUGAUUUUCCUAGGGCUAUAAAUGCUUAUGCACAGGCAAUCAAUUUUGAUCCAACUGAUGGCACUCUGUUUUCGAAUAGAAGUCUUUGUUGGCUCCGCCUGGGGCAAGGUGAAUCUGCCUUGGUUGAUGCUAAGGCUUGCAGAGAACUUAGACCAGAUUGGGCAAAAGGUUGUUAUCGGCAUGGUGCAGCUCUACGUCUAUUGCAGAGGUUUGAAGAGGCAGCCAAUGCUUUCUAUAGGGGCAUCCAGAUCGACCCUAAUGAUGAGCUCAUAACUGCUUUACAGUAUGCUUGUUGAGACUUGGAAG
Messenger RNA from Solanum verrucosum, 1463 nucleotides. RefSeq lists its product as uncharacterized. NCBI's taxonomy places the organism in Eukaryota, Viridiplantae, Streptophyta, Magnoliopsida, Solanales, Solanaceae. The coding region runs from base 20 to 1453 and encodes 477 amino acids. Gene Ontology annotation, molecular function: protein binding. The transcript has 12 exons. The record is from RefSeq and is a predicted model, not a curated record.